AUUUUUCAGCUAUUUUUAAUUAAAUUAUUGCAAUUAUUUAAGUUUUUUUUACUCACAGAUGUUACAUCAGAUCUCUGAAAUUUCAGGCUUCCCGGCUUUUUUUUUUUUCUUAUAUUUCAUUUAUUAUUUUUGGAUACAAUCAGACUUGUCUUCUUGGAUACAAAAUAACCUAUUUUUCAUUUUGUCAACAAACAAGUACACAUAGUGUAAUUUUUAAAAAAUUCAAUGUAAAUCAAAUGAUGAAAAUAAUUACAAUAUUUAUAACUUAAAAAGUAACGUUAGUAUUUAGCUUUGGCAAGUAAAACUAUUUUAGUAAUUUAUUGAUUAAUGACUCCAACAAAAACAUUCGACAUGUUACAAAUUAAACAAGAAGAAAAAGAACAAAUUAAUCAUCAUGAGGAACAUGUUGAUGAUAAUAACAGUGACAGUGAAUCAUCCUUACUGCAGCCUUCACUUUUUGAUAAAAAAAAUCUAUCAUGUGAUGGUGAGAAUGACGAUGAUGAUGAUGAUGAUGCUGAUAAUUCAAAUGAUCCUAAUUUUCUUAGGCUAAAUUCAAAGGUUAGAUAUGUUUAUUUUUCACAUCUUCUAAAGUCAAUAAUAAACAAUUAUAAUAUGUGUUGUAAGAAUCAUCAUGAAUUAACAAAUUAUGAUUUAAAAAAAUUAACAAAUGAAUUAGAGCUAAAAGCAGUUAAGCUAUCACUUUAUUCAGAUUAUUAUCGUAAAGAAAUGUUGAAAUUAAUAAAUAGUGUAAAAUAUAAUACAAAUAAUAAUAAAAUAUAUGAUAAAUUAAAUAUUUUUAUAAAUAAAUUACCAACAAGUGUUGAUGUUGGUGUACAAACAAUGAAUGAUCAUCUAGUUGAUGAUGAAAAAUUAAUAAUUAAUAAUGAAACAAAACCAAAUGUAAAAAUUGAAUCAUCAUUCAAAGAUAAGCUAGAUGAUGAUGAUGAUAAAAAUAUAAAAAAUUUAUCAAAUAAUUCAAAUGAUUGUUUAGAAAUUAAAUCAGAACCUCAUGAUGAUGAUGAUCCUAGUGUUGAUGAUAAUCAAACAGUUAAAAAUGAAAUUAUAAAUAGCCAAAAAACAAAUGAUAAUAUUAUGGAAAUAUUUGGUGAUUUAAAUGACACUGGUAAAUCAUUUGUUGAAGAGGAAAAUUCAAAAGAUUCAUUAAUGCAAAAUAUGGAAGAUAUGUUUUGUGAAAGUGAAGACAGUAAUGAUUUAUUAUCAUUAAUUGAUAAAAAUUCAACUGUUAAAAAUAUUAAAAAUGAUAUAUUAAAAUAUUCAAUUGAAGCAUCAUCAAGUUUAAUUGAUACAUCAUCAAAAACACCAACAACAAUACCAAUAAAAUCAUUAAUAAAUAAUGAACAAAUAAAUAAACGUAAAUUAACAAUUGAUAGUUAUAAAAAAAUAAAAAAAAGAGCAUUACAAGGUGAUGUUAAAGAAGAUAAACAAAGUAAAAAAAAAAAAGGUAUUUGGCUUGUUGAACGUAUUAAUCAAAUAACAAAAUUACGUGAUAAAAUGAUGAAUAUAUCAAUUAAAAAUUAUAGAAAACAUGGUAGAUUGAAAGAAAAAUUUAUUGUAUUAUUUGGUUAUGAUGAUGAUGCUGAUGAAAUGAUGCCAGAAUCACCAAUUCAUAUUGAAGAACAUUUAACAUCUUGCAAAGAAAGAAUAGCACCAUGGGUUGUACGUUAUUUAAUGCCUUAUUAUACUAAAAAAAUAAUUGAUAAUAAAUUAUUAUUUAAACUUGUUGCUAAACAUAUUGCAAAUGUUCUUAUUCUUCAAAAUACAUUUCCAGAAGAAGAAACUGUCAAUGAAUAUAUUAAUAAAUAUUUUCAAAACAAGACUUUCAUCAAAACAGAAAAUGAUAUUUACAUAUAAAUUUAUCAACAAUAUUGUUGUUAAUAUUAAAUAAUUAUUAUUAACAUUGUAUUUCAUUUUUGAAAUAUUUUUCUUUCAAGCUCUCUUCAAUUAUACCAUUGAAAUUUUUCAGUAUUAAUUAAAAAACGUUGAAUAAUUUAAUUAAUAAUUUUUUUAUUAUAAUUUAAAAGUUGUAUAUUUAAUUAGCAGUGUAAUUUAACGACACUAAAAAUAAAGAAUACAUGAUUAUAAUCAAAAAUGAAAUAUAAAACAAAAAGAUAAUUCAUAAUUAAGCUGUAAAUAUUUGAAGACUUAAAAGUAAAUAAUAA
Aphidius gifuensis is the source of this 2180-nucleotide messenger RNA. RefSeq names its product protein PFC0760c. The record is from RefSeq and is a predicted model, not a curated record. Lineage: Eukaryota; Metazoa; Arthropoda; Insecta; Hymenoptera; Braconidae. The transcript has 3 exons. Bases 328 to 1872 code for a protein of 514 amino acids.